AUGUCGUCUUCAAAUGUGGCAUUCCCACAACAAGUGGUGGGGUCGAUAUCUCAAAACGGGGAGGUCGGAAAUGAGUACUACGAUUUAAACGGCAUUGAAUUACAGACAAUAGGUCAAAGUCACGCAGGAAGUGGUAAGGGUACAGGAUCUGGGUUAGACACGAACGAUUACAACGAACAAACCCAUCAGAUGGGUGCCGAAAUACGUCGACGUCGUUAUAGCAAUGCUACAGACGUAACCAAUGAAUCGGUUGCCCUAAUGUACGGAAGCGAAACAAAUCCCUUGGACUUUCCAGAAGGAGGAAAAGAAGCUAACUUGGUUUUACUUGGGUCCUUCCUUGGAUUGGUUGCUGAUUUCGGUAUCCCAAAUGCGUUAGGAGCUAUCGAGUCAUAUGUUUCUACUAAUCAAUUGAAGAAUGUAACAAAAGCUGAUGUGGGUUGGGUUUUUUCUUUGCACUUGGGUGUCAUGUACCUUGGUGGGGUGAUUUUUGGGGAAUUGUUUGACACUUACGGAGCAAAAAAGCCCUUGAUUGCCGGAACUAUAUUGAUGUGUGCUGGAUUGUUUUGCACUGCUGAAUGCCAGGAGUUGUACCAAUUUGUGCUAAGCUUUUCCGUAUUGACGGCAAUUGGAACAAGUGUUGCCAUGUCUCCAUUGAUUGGGGCUUUGAGUCACUGGUAUUUGAAGAAGCGAGCAAUGGCUUGCUCAAUAGCUACCAUUGGAGGCUUGAUGGGAGGUUCGUGUUUUGCAAUCAUGUUGCAACAACUUUAUGACAGAAUUGGUUACAAGAAUGCUAUUAGAGUAUUGAGCUUGGCAACCGAUCCUGCGGAGCAUCACGAAGGUAUUGAUCAACAUAUUUGGUCAAAAGUAGCAAGGUUCAUCAAAGGUGCUUUGGACUUUUCUGUUUUGAAAGAUAUGAAGUUUAUAUCCUUAACCUGGGGUGUGUUCUUAGCAGAGGUGGUCUCGAUGACUACCUUGACGUACUUGGGAUCGUAUGCACUUGAAUACAAUGUCAGUGAGACCCUGUCCUAUUUGUUAUUGACAGUCAUCAAUGUUUGUGGAAUUCCCUCACGAUUGUUAUCGGGACUAUUUGCUGACAAGUAUGGUAGAUUCAACAUGAUGAUGAUCUCAUCCACUUUGACAACAGUGUUUAUUUUGGGUCUUUGGUAUCCGGCCAAGAGUGUGUCGUUGUUGUACGCAUUUGGAGUCUUGUUUGGAAUAUCUUCAUCGGCCGUUAUAUCUUUAAUACCAGCCUGUACUGGUCAAAUUUGUUCAUCCGAGCGUUUUGGCAAAGUGUAUGGAACAAUGUACUUUUUCUUGGGAAUCUUGACCAUUUUGGGUAUGUAUUUUGCUACUUUGGUGAUUGCAGGAGGCAGCAAGAGAAAUUACAGCAAUUUUGUCUUGUUUGAGGGAGCUUUAAGCGCUACAUCUAUAGCGGUAUGGAUAUGGGCCAAAUACAGCGCUGUUGGAUGGAAGUGGUGGAGCAAAUUUUGA
Molecule: messenger RNA, 1491 nt
Organism: Lodderomyces theae
Lineage: Eukaryota; Fungi; Ascomycota; Pichiomycetes; Serinales; Debaryomycetaceae
Exons: 2
Coding region: 1-1491 (496 amino acids)
Biological process (GO): transmembrane transport
Cellular component (GO): fungal-type vacuole membrane
Molecular function (GO): transmembrane transporter activity
Source: RefSeq, a predicted model, not a curated record